This is a messenger RNA of Ilex paraguariensis (yerba mate), 930 nucleotides long. NCBI's taxonomy places the organism in Eukaryota, Viridiplantae, Streptophyta, Magnoliopsida, Aquifoliales, Aquifoliaceae. The record is from the annotation of a GenBank genome assembly.
AUGACACCAUCAUCGUCGUCGAAUUCGUUUAAUGAUGAAUCAAAACACCGGACUCGUUCACUCGAUCUGUAUCCGCUCAGUGAUUGCACGAGUUUUCGAGUUGAAGGGGUUGAAGGUGAAUUGGAUCGAAUUUGCCGAUCUUUAGGGCUUUCCGGACCUGAUGAUUUUACUAUUCCGGUUUCUGUUUGGGAGGCUCACAAAGCUCGUUCGCCUUCGGAUCAUUUUCCGAGUUCCAGGUUUCGAAGUAGUUGCAAUUCGGAGAAAUUAAAAUCGCCGGAGGGUGUAUUGUUGGAUAGUUUUGAAGCUAGGGUUAGUAUUAGUAAUGAACUCAAGGGUGAGAACGAGUACUCUCACUCUGAGGAUGGUCUGAAUUCAGAUAAGGAUGAAGCUAGGGUUAAGGUAAUGGAUAGAGUUAAACACGCGGAUGAUAAGUAUAGACAGUUUAAUGUUUUUGCAAAUUCGGUUAGGACGAGAACGUCUGUGUAUGGUGGUAGUGGAAUUAAGGGGGCUAGGCCACCAGUACUUGCUCCUCCCCCGGUUGUGUUGCGGUCUGUUACCGAUAAUGUAUGCUCAACUUGGGAUCUAUGUAGGUCUUUUGGUCCAGGAGAUGAUGAAGGUUUGAGUUCACCUGUGUCUGUAGGGUUCGUUUGUACUUUAAACGAAGGAGAAGAAAACGAGGACGUCGAUAGAAGAAUUGUUGACAAACAAGAGCCGACAGAAGUAACGUUGAGAGAUACGGCAAUUCCUUCAGAAACCUGUUCGGAUACAUCGAACGAUGAAAAUGAUGAUGAUUCCUUUAGUGUGACCGUGGAACCUGUGUAUUUCACUUUACCUAAUGGGAAAUUCAGGCGCAGUAUCAAUUCUUGGCAGAAGGGCGACUUUCUGGGAAGUGGGUCGUUCGGAACUGUGUAUGAAGGCUUCACCGAGUAA